AGCAUGUUGUCUGGAAGGGUUCGGCGCUGGCUGCACUACAUUGCGGAAGACCACCGGAGCCACCUAUCAUUUAUGGGAGCCCACCUAAUAUUGUGGAGACCAGCUUCAGCCGCGGACUGAACGGCGCCUACCGUCUGCGGCAGCUGGUGCCCACCGCCGUGUACCAGCACAUGAAGAUGCACAAGAGGAUCCUGGGACACCUGUCGUCCGUGUACUGCGUCACGUUCGAUCGGACGGGCCGGCGCAUCUUCACCGGUUCAGAUGACUGUCUGGUGAAGAUCUGGGGGACGGAUGACGGACGUCUGCUGGCGACUCUGCGCGGCCACGCCGCCGAGAUCUCGGACAUGGCCGUGAGCUACGAGAACACCAUGAUCGCCGCCGGGUCCUGUGACAAGACCAUCAGAGUGUGGUGCCUGCAAACCUGCGCCCCGCUGGCCGUCCUCGAAGGACACGCAGCCUCCAUAACCUCACUACAGUUUUCGCCGCUCUGCAGCGGCUCCAAGCGCUACCUGUCCUCCACCGGAGCAGAUGGCAUCAUCUGUUUCUGGCAGUGGGACGCUCGGACGCUCAAGUUCGGCCCGAAGCCCAGUAAAUUCACCGAGCGCUCCAGACCUGGCGUACAAAUGAUCUGCUCGUCCUUCAGUGCAGGUGGCAUGUUCCUCGCCACGGGAAGCACUGAUCACAUCAUCAGGGUUUACUACUUUGGAUCGGGUCAGCCGGAGAAGAUAUCGGAGCUGGAGUCACACACAGACAAAGUUGACAGCAUCCAGUUUUCACACUUCAGUGACAGGUUUGUGAGUGGCAGUAGAGAUGGCACCGCUCGAAUUUGGCAGCUGCAGCCUCAAGGCUGGAAGAGCAUCCUGCUGGACAUGCAGACCAAAUUACCUGGGAAGUACAACCCUCCUCCACUGGAAGACAAGGUAACCAAGCUGAAGGUUACCAUGGUAGCGUGGGACCGCAGUGACAGCACCGUGAUCACAGCAGCCAAUAAUCUCACGCUGAAGGUUUGGAACUCCAUCACCGGGAACCUGGUGCACGUCCUGAUGGGUCACGAGGAUGAAGUCUUUGUCCUGGAGCCGCAUCCCUUUGAUCCAAGGAUCCUGUUCUCGGCCGGGCACGAUGGGAACUGUAUCGUGUGGGACCUGGUCAGGGGGGUCAAGAUCCGCUCCUACUUCAACAUGAUUGAAGGCCAAGGGCACGGGGCGUUGUUUGACUGCAAAUGUAGUCCCGAUGGGCAGCACUUUGCAGCCACCGAUUCCCACGGUCACCUGCUCAUCUUCGGCUUCGGCUCCAGCAGCAAAUAUGACAAGAUAGCGGACCAGAUGUUCUUCCACACCGACUACCGGCCGCUUAUCCGGGACGCCAACAAUUAUGUGCUGGAUGAGCAGACGCAGCAGGCCCCGCACCUGAUGCCCCCUCCUUUCCUGGUGGAUGUGGAUGGAAACCCCCACCCACCCAGAUACCAGCGCCUGGUGCCCGGCAGGGAGGGCUGCAGGGACGAGCAGCUGAUUCCUCAGAUGGGGGUCACUUCCUCAGGUCUCAACCAGGUGGUGAGCGAGCAGGCGGUGGAGGGACCGAGUCCUCUGGACACCAUGAUUCAGAGGCUGCAGCAGGAGCAGGACCAAAGGCGCGGAGCCAACGACUCCAGGGCCAGCAGAGGAUCGGUAGGCUCGCCUACAGAGGUCCACUCCCCCCCUAACGUUGGUCUCCGGCGCAGCGGGCAGAUUGAAGGUGUUCGCCAGAUGCACAGCAACGCUCCUCGCAGCCAGAUGGCCACGGAGGGAGACCUGGUGGCGUGGAGCCGCAGGGUGCUGGUCCCCGAGCUGGAGGACGCCUUUAUUGGGAGACAGUUGAACUGGCGUGAGGCAAAAGGGGACGAGGAGAUCAAUAUUUAUCAGUCGGAGAGGAGGAGACGGACCCUCCACUCCCUCCCCAAGGAGAACAGGGGUCAUCCGGCGUCGGAGUGCGUGGACGAGGCGAGGCGGAGCCAGGGGAACCAUGGCUAUCAAACCCGCGCUGCCAUGGAGGAGACGAGCCGUCAGAGCGCAGAGGCUGCCGAGGAUGAAGAAAGCAUCUCGGAGGGAGAGGUGGAGGUCCGGCAGAUCAACGGACACUCGUCGGAAGAGGAGAAGGAGGAGGAUGGCAAAGAGCCCUGGCCAGAUGACCACAGUAGUUCAAGCGACUACUCCAGCGAUUACUCGGACUGGACGGCAGACGCAGGGAUCAACCUCGAGCCACCCAAAAAGAGUGUGAAAGUGAAGAAGAAAAGCAGCAGCUCCGAGGAGGACGUGGAGAAGAAAAGGGAGGGGAAGAAAGAGAAGAAGAAAGACAAAGUGGACAAAGACGACGCAUUACCAAAGAAGAAGCAGCCAAAGGAGAAGAGGAAGAGGGCGGAGUUGCAGGAGCAGGGGUUAACGCUGGAGGAGUGGCUUCCCUCGGCCUGGAUCACAGACACGGUUCCCCGGAGAUGUCCUUACAUACCCCAGAUGGGCGACGAGGUGUACUACUUCCGGCAGGGUCACGAAGCUUACGUUGAAAUGGCCAGACAGAAAAAGAUUUACAGCAUCAAUCCUAAGAAGCAGCCCUGGCACAAGAUGGAGCUGCGGGAGCAGGAGUUGAUGAAGAUCGUUGGCAUCAAGUAUGAAGUUGGUUUACCGACGCUGUGUUGUCUGAAGCUGGCUUUUCUGGACCCCGACACUGGCAAACUGACAGGAGGAUCCUUUUCUAUGAAGUACCACGACAUGCCUGACGUCAUCGACUUCCUGGUGCUGCGGCAGCAGUUUGACAACGCCAGAAAGAGGCAGUGGAGUAUAGGUGACAGGUUUCGGUCAGUGAUCGACGACGCCUGGUGGUUUGGGACCAUUGAGAGCCAGGAGCCCUACCAGCCUCAGUAUCCAGACAGCUUGUUCCAGUGCUACAAUGUCUGCUGGGACAACGGAGACACGGAGAAGAUGAGUCCUUGGGACAUGGAGCUCGUCCCCGAUGACGCCCAGUUCCCCGACGAACUGGGCACGAGCGUCCCGCUCACGGAAGAGGAGCAGAGGGAGCUGCUGUACGUGCCGCUGGACGGGGAGUGGGGCAGCUGCAUCCGGGAAGAGGAGUGCGAACGCAUCAUCAAGGCCAUCGACCAGCUCUGCACACUGGACGUGGCAGCGCCGUUUGCCUUCCCCGUGGAUCUGCAGGCGUACCCGACGUACUGCACGGCCGUGGCCUACGUCACCGACCUCAGCACCAUCCGCCAGAGGCUGGUCAACCGCUUCUACAGGCGGGUUUCCUCUCUGAUGUGGGAGCUGCGGUACAUUGAACACAACGCCCAGACGUUCAACGAGCCGGGCUCGUUCAUCGUCACCACCGCCAAGUUUGUCUCCGACCUCAUGCUGGCUUUCAUUAAGGACCAAAGUCUGACGGACCUCAUGCCUCUGCACAAAACUAUGAAAAAGGCAACCUUCUCAGACUCGGAGGAUGAGGAUGACGAAGAAGAAGACGACGACGAUAUCAAUGCUCCUGGAACGUCGACACAGAAUCAUAAGGCCCGUCGACCCAUGAAGCGGCAGGUCCGAACCCGCCCUCCUUCCUACGAUCCCCAAGCGUGGAAGGGACGCUGCAAAGAGCUGCUGGAUCUCGUCUUUCAGUGUGAAGACUCCGAGCCGUUCAGAGAACCAGUGGACCUACAAGAAUAUCCGGACUACCUGCAAAUAGUUGAUUCACCCAUGGACUUUGGUACGGUCCGGAACAUCCUGACUGAAGGGAAGUACAAGUCUCCCAUUGAGCUCUGCAAAGACGUCAGGCUCAUUUUCAGCAAUUCCAAAGCAUACACGCCAAGCAAGAAGUCACGGAUAUACAGCAUGAGCCUGAGGCUUUCUGCAUUGUUCGAGGAGCACGUCAGCUCCAUCCUGGCCGACUACAAGGCCAUCCACGGCCUGACGGAUAAACUGACCAGGCAGGGCACACACAGACAGACACGACACACUACCGACAGACAAACGCGGCACGCAAUGAAGAGGAGGAGGCGGAGGAGUGAGUCCCCACGAGCAGCAGGUGCGUGUAGUCCGGAGAGGAGAGACGAGUGUCGUCCAGGGUGAAUGAAAGAGGGAGCCGUCGCCGCCUCCGUCACGGCCUUCUUGAGACAGAGCGUCCCGCUGAAACAGCCGCCUCAGCUGGUCAACGGCAAGGCCGACACGCCGGCGCUGGGGCGGACGCGGAGCGCUGCACGCCAUCACUCACACUCUUCACCUUCAUCCACCACCAUCACCAACAGUGUGCCGACCACAGCAGAGUCUUCUCGCUCGUUGCGGGCUCAUAAUUCAGUGCCAGCUUCAGCUCCACCGGUCCCUGAAAAGGUGACCCCCGCCAAACCCACGGAGGGCGGCAGUGGGAGCACUCGCCGGAAGCUCCGGACGCCUGUUCGCCUCACGCCUGGGUCCCCUGCCAGCCCGGUAUCUCAGAGCAAGGUCCACCUGAACGGCCACACGAGUCCCGUGAGCCUCGGCGUGGGGAGACGCGGCCGGAAGUCCAGGACGGACUCGCCCGCGAGCCCUCCGGAGGUCACGACCCCCGCCAGCCCCGCCCGGCCCCGAGGUCGCCCCCCCGGCAAGAAGAGAGGCAGGAAGAGCAAGCAGGAGCUGGAGGAGAUGAUGCAAAGCGGCAACCACCGGAGCUCCACGCCCGACGACGAGCACGGCCACUCCACCGGCGACGAAGGCGGAAUCUCUUCCCCGCACGAAUCCCCGGUGCUGUCGGACUCCGGCGCGGCCUCGACGCCGAGGCGGCGGGGCCGACCCCGCUUGGUAAGAACUGAGGAGUCGGCGGCGCCUCCCGCCGAGCCGUCGGAGCCCUCCGAGCCCUCGCCGCUGAGGAGGAGCAGCAGGAGGGCCAACGAGGAGGUGGCGUCUCCUCUCCAGACGGCCUCCCAAGCACCCGGCCGGAGGGAGUCUCCGCAGGAGGAGGGCGGGGAGGAAGGGGAAGGAUCCAUGCGCACACGUAACCAGGGGCGACGGUCGGCCUGGUACAUGGAGGAGGACUCCGAGGAGGAGCAGAGACAGCUGCUGUUCGAGGAUUCAUCAAUAACAUUCGGCACCUCCUCGAAGGGACGUGUCCGCAAACUGACAGAAAAGGCCAAAGCCAACCUUAUAGGCUGGUAGCGGCGCAGACGCACACGUUGGGCGCUAUGGAGCCAAAUCAAGGCCAAAAGUUUUGCUAAUUUGAAAAUAAAAUUUGAACCUGAAAAUUCUUUUUUACAGUUUCAAUUUUAUUUUUUUCAGUAUCAGAUCUUUUUUUCACUUUCAAAUCUUUUUAUUUCAGUUUCAAAUCUUUUUUUCAGUUUCAAAUCUUUUUCUUUCAGUUUGACGUCUUUUUUUUCAGUUUCAAAUUUUUUUUUUCAGUUUCAAAUCUUUUUUUCAGUUUCAAAUCUUUUUCUUUCAGUUUUACGUCUUUUUUUUUUCAGUUUCAAAUUUUUUUUUCAGGUUCAGACUUUUGGCCCGGAUCUGGCGUGGGGGGCGUGGCAUCAACUGAGAGGGGCGUGGCAUCAUGAGUGACAGCAGAACAGAGAAGGCGGGGGACGUUCCUCAGUCAUGUUGCCUUCAGGAAACGUAGGUUGCAGAAGUUAUCAG
This is a messenger RNA of Cololabis saira (Pacific saury), 5609 nucleotides long. Its product is annotated as PH-interacting protein-like. Gene Ontology annotation, molecular function: protein binding. Gene Ontology annotation, biological process: regulation of transcription by RNA polymerase II; regulation of cell shape; cytoskeleton organization. The transcript is spliced from 34 exons. Lineage: Eukaryota; Metazoa; Chordata; Actinopteri; Beloniformes; Belonidae. Gene Ontology annotation, cellular component: nucleus. The record is from RefSeq and is a predicted model, not a curated record.